Phanerochaete carnosa HHB-10118-sp is the source of this 2283-nucleotide messenger RNA. RefSeq lists its product as uncharacterized. The transcript has 3 exons. The coding region runs from base 351 to 2084 and encodes 577 amino acids. NCBI's taxonomy places the organism in Eukaryota, Fungi, Basidiomycota, Agaricomycetes, Polyporales, Phanerochaetaceae. The record is from RefSeq and is a predicted model, not a curated record.
AAGACAUCACAGGCAAGUAUAUGAGACAUUCAGGCUGCAUAUAAUGCAUAAUAUGUUUGGUCCCGUGGUAUCUGGCAGGCAUCGCCCUAAGCGUCGACAAGCAUGACGACGAGCCCCCACGGGUCCUCACAUUCUACAAGCACAACACAGAGGUCAUCCUCAUUGGGCGCAGAUCCAGUGUGUCGACUAAGCCGCAAGCUGAGGAAACCGACCGCGCACUCUUCAGAUGUCCGGUGAUAAGCCGCAGGCAUGCGAAGAUCAUCUUCACGCAGUACGGAAACGUGUAUCUUUCUGACUUGUCAUCCCAUCACGGUACCCAUAUCCUCAGACCAGGCGAGAAAGCAUCUACCAUGAUCAAGCCCGACUCCCCGAGCGUGCUCGCCGACGGCGACACCAUCACCUUCGGGAAAGCCGUCGGAAGAGACGAGAGCAUCGUCAGCCCCAUCAUCGCCAAGGUGCGCUUGCUCUUUGGAACGCUCCCGCCGUCGCCCGAACCCGCAUCAAGCAUUACGCCAGCGACGCCGGCUGCGCCGACUGCCGCCGUUCACACGUCCUCUGGGCGUUACGGCAUCUAUACGCCCGCUAUGACCUCGUCCAGCUCUGACUCCUCUGAGAGCGAGGACAUUGAAGAAAUCCCCCCGCCAUCCCAAGCUCCACGUCUGUGCGGCCCACUCCCCUUCGGCUUCGGCCCCAGGACCUCGCAUGCGUACCAGAUGCACCAUGUAUUCCAUACCCGUCAUGCGCAUCACACCCAGAUGAUCCCUAAUCCACCUGGUCGCCUCGGGCUGCUGCGCAGGAUCCUCCCCCGCGUCGGAUCCAUUGAGGAGAUCGCUACCGGCCACGGCUCCAGCAGGCUAUCCCCCAUCUCUGUCUAUUCUGCCUCGCGGUCUCCGUCUGUCGUUGAAGUGCGCCGGGAAGAUGUGCAGCCUCCCGCUGCAGAGCCGGAAGACAUCAGUCCCUCCCCCUUCCCCGAGCACCGGUCGCGCGCGCAGUCGCCCAGCGAGGAUAUGGACCUCGAGAGCGACGCUCCCUCGGAAUACCCGGGCAAGUCUGGCGGCAUGGAGAUCAUCCUGGAGGCGAGCUUCGAUGGGCCCCUACCCGUCCUGGCAGCCUCCUCGCGCCUCUGCACGCCUGAGCCGGACCCCGAACCGGUGCACAGCUUCCAGCAGAGGCAAGUCGAGGACGACGAGAGCGACGGCGACAUGUACGCCACGCCUGCCCCGCAGCUUAUCCCCGAACCCGUGCAGGAGCCAGAGCCGGUGUCGCUUGCUGUCCCGCCUCUUGCUCCUGAGGUUCCUGAGCUUUUCAUGGACGAUGCGGCCUGGUGCUUGUCCGAUUAUCCCAGCCGCUCUGCGUCCCCCGCCCCGGCCGCCGAGCCCUUUGACAUGCGCGUCGAGAACCUGAAGAACAGACUCGCGGACCUCGAGCAACGCAUGCUUGCGUCGUCAAAGGCGAGCACUGCGGAACCGUCCGCCGGCGAUGCGGAGCCCGAGCAGGUCGAACAGCCCGAACAGUCUGAGCAGCCCGCCGCCGAAGUGGCGGCGCCGGCGCCGGCGGAGGCCGUCGCGCCGAUGGUCGACAACCUGAAGGAGAUGCUCCAAUCCCUCGACGAGCUGCGCAAGAAGGCGGAGGCAGACAUGGCCCAGGAGCUCGACGCCGUCCGCGCGCUGCGCGCCGAGGCCGAGGCCGCCGCCCACGCCGCCCUCGCCCUCGCCGUCGCACCCGCCGUCCCGGUGACCGUAGACCUCGGCGGCGACCACGGAACCGACAAGGUAAGUGCACCCCACGCGGCCCGCUGUGCGCGCGACGCUCACGGCGCGCAGACCCCGCCCGCGGCAAGUGGGCUGAAGCGCAAGCGUGACGAGCUCGAGGACGGCAGCGGCGGUGUCUACGGGGCUGUCGCUCCCGUGGCGCAGACGCCGGUGUCUUGCCACGUCCUCUUCGACAGGCUCGCUGCCGAGCCCCCGCGCAAGCGUGCCCGCGGCGUGGACGUCGCGCGUCGCAUCGCGCUCGGCGUUGCGAAGACGACAGCCAUCGCGGCUGUCGGCGCCGUCGCGACGUGGUCUGCGCUUGCGUUCAGUUAGGCGGGUAGUCGCGUGCAAAAAGCGGCGCGGGUGUGUGAGUGUACGAAUAGGAACAGAAGGAGUGUUUUUUCGAGCUUCUUGAAGAGAUGAGGAUGUGGACUUUUUUCUUUUUCUUUUUUUCUUCGUGCCCUAAUGUGUACGUAGUAUGCCUCAGUUGAUUCGUCUUGUAUGUAUUGUGGAAGAAUGUGAAAUGGAAUUA